Esox lucius (northern pike) is the source of this 1524-nucleotide messenger RNA. RefSeq names its product MORN repeat containing 4 (gene morn4). NCBI's taxonomy places the organism in Eukaryota, Metazoa, Chordata, Actinopteri, Esociformes, Esocidae. The transcript has 5 exons. The coding region runs from base 221 to 661 and encodes 146 amino acids. The record is from RefSeq and is a predicted model, not a curated record.
GUGAGAGGCAGCAACAGCCCUGCAAUGAAACAGCACGGCUGUGCGAGAGCAAAGUGAUGCCAUACCGCCAGCGUCAGGAACAUUAAACCGUUUUGCAGAAGGCAAAUAAUGUUGCCUAACCGAACUUCUGUCUAUUCUCUACAAACCGACUCGUUUAUCUGGUAAAGAAGGACUCCAAUGCUCCAGAGACUGAGACCGUAGCUCCCAGAGCAGAGAGGCCAUGACACUGACCAGAGGGUCAUUCACCUACACCACUGGGGAGGAGUACCACGGGGAAUGGAAAGAAGGUCGGAGACAUGGAAUGGGACAGCUGAAGUUCUCUGAUGGAACCUGCUACUCGGGACAGUUUGAGAACGGAUUGUUCCAUGGCUCGGGGGUGCUCCUCUUCCCAGACGGAUCGAGAUAUGAGGGGGAGUUUGUCCAGGGGAAGUUUCAGGGAACAGGGGUCUUCAGUCGCUUUGAUGGGAUGAAGUUUGAAGGAGAGUUCAAGAGUGGACGUGUGGAAGGAUACGGGCUGCUGACGUUUCCAGAUGGGAACCACGGUGUGCCGCGUAACGAAGGCCUGUUUGAGAACCAUAAGCUGCAGAAGAGGGAGAAGUGCCCGGGGGUGAUUCAACGGGCACAGGGAGCAGCUUCCACCGCCCGCAGUCUGACUCUGUGACCCUGCACACACCAAAGACCCCAGCAGGACACUCAAAGGAAUGACCAGCGGUUCAGCAAAUGGACUCAAGACUGUUGGACAAAUCUGAAUGAUGGGACCUCACCAGGACCACAGUACAACAUCCUGCUACAGGCACUCAGGGACGGACAGAAUUAUGCACCAGGGUUGGGUUUCAUUAUGAACUGUUAUGUGGUCUUGCUGUAAUACCAAAUUAGUCGUUGAAUUUGAAGUGUUUUGAAAUUGCCACUCUGCACAGGAAUUUAACUGAAUUUGAAUGAAAGUAAUUAUAAUUUAGUUAUACAUGUUUAAUUGAAAUUAUAUUUGUUGGUUUUCCAGUUCUAUGAGUGACAUACUGUAAAUUAGAAACAAAAAACUUAAAACUCACUCUCCCAAAAUGGUUUUUAAAUUAUUACAGUGGUCUGGAAAUAUACUUAGACCAUUCUAUAAUUUAGCAACAAGGCACAAGGGAGGUGGUAUAUGGCCAAUAUACUGCAUCUAAGGGCUGUCAAUAGGCACAACAAAAUGUGAAUGUUGUUACUGGCCAUGUGAUAAAACUCCACAGGGCGGCUUAUUGCUAAUAUACACAGGUAACUUACAUGGUUGUUGUCAUUCCCAUGGUAUCUGAUCCGAUAUACGCUACUGUUCAAUGGUUUGGAGUCAUUUAAAAAUGUCCUUGUUUUUGAAAGAAAAGCAAAUUUCUGGUCCAUUAAAAUAACGUCAAAUUAAUCAGAAAUACAGUAUAGACAUUCUUAAUGUUGUAUAUUACUAUUGUAGCUGGAAACUGAUGCUUUUUAACAGAAUACCUACAUAGGCGUACAGAGGCCCAUUAUCAGCAACCAUCCAUCCUGUGUUCCAAUGGCACG